Molecule: messenger RNA, 4060 nt
Organism: Alosa sapidissima (American shad)
Lineage: Eukaryota; Metazoa; Chordata; Actinopteri; Clupeiformes; Clupeidae
Product: ankyrin repeat and SOCS box protein 2-like
Exons: 10
Coding region: 1844-3898 (684 amino acids)
Biological process (GO): intracellular signal transduction
Cellular component (GO): cytoplasm
Molecular function (GO): protein binding
Source: RefSeq, a predicted model, not a curated record
CUGGUGAUACUGGAUUUCCCAUUCACACCAACACCAUGAGAAUUGUGGAGGCAAAUUAUUAUCUUUAUUGCUAAUUCCUUCUAUAAAAUAUGCAGUUCAAAUAAAUAGGUGCCGGUUAUGCGUAUACACCCCCCACCCCACCCCUUUAUCAUAGAAUACAUUGAAAUAGCCUAAUGUGUUGCUUAUAAACAGCAAUUUUAGACCACUGCUAUCUUGCAUAGGAGUGGAAUAGCCAGAGGAAGCCUACAAAUCAAGAGUUAUUUGCUUAUGUGUAGCCUGUUUGCAUUUGGCUAUUGUAUGUUUGCAUAACAUUGCCUGUCUCUAGUAAACAUGGUUUAAGACGACAAUGAUGAUAAUGGAAUGAUAAUUGUAUCGCCAUGUUAUGAUGACAUGGCAUGGGCUUUAUGAUGAUGGAUAUAUGAGUAACCAUAGAUAUGUGAGCAACGAUGCCUCGCCAUUCAUGUCACGUGGGCUGAACUAAGGCUGUGGCUGGGGAAGCUAGACAUUUAGAUGUUGCUAUUGCAUCUGUGCAAGACAUUGACUGCAGUAAAACUUAAAAAAAAAAACAGAAAACAGCAAUAAAGCAUGCACCUUUAAAGAAAACAUUAACAAUUGUUGGCAUCAUAACCACACUGCAAAAGUGUUGCAUUCAAGUUAUGCAUCACCUACCAUCACAAAUAGAACUCAAUUCUGUGGGAAACAGCCAUCUUAUAGCUAGCCGGCCUAACCGAUUGGGGGGGGGGGGGGGGGGGGGGUUGGAGGUGGCGUGUAUAUGUCCAGAGAAUUUUAAAUAUUUUGUGUUUUUAGCUCGUUCUGCCGGGACGCUAGUGCAGAUCUUCCAAAGACUCCUUGCUCUAGUUUGGUUAUAUAGGCCUUUACUGCUACCAUGAAUAUAAGCUUUACAAUGAAGAGGAUAGGAUAUGAUGACAUUGCCCUGAUGGUAUGAUGACAUGAAUAUUCAUGUACUAGAAUCUAGAAUCUAGUACAUCUAGGUACAUCUAGAAUCUACCAUCUGUUAUCAUGGUGCAAGAUGACUGAAAUUGCUGUCAUUUACUUUGCUGUUUAAUUUGUCAGUUUAACACCCGUUAAACACCCGUUCCCCUUUCUUUGCUGUGUAAUGUUGAAAAAAAUGCAUGUUAGUGCCAAGUGUGUCAGUAUUUCAGAAGUACAGUAGGUCAAACGGUCUUGUCUGCAAUGGACAAUGUGUUCUGGGAAAAACACUCAUCACAGGAUCACAGGAGUGUCUAAUACAGCAGUUGCAACAGACCCAAUGGCUCUUUGCUCUAGUUUCUUUUUUUCUAUAUGGACAGUUAUAAGCAUGUCAUCAAGCAGAAAAAGAUAAUAUUUUAUGGAAGAAAACAUGCCUUACUUGCUGUCAUUGACAUAGUGUAGUUUUACAAUAAAGUGGGUGGGGUUGCCCUGGUGGUAUGUUGAUGUGCAUGUUCAUGUGCUGCCAUCUAGAGUUUCAACAUAUGAUACGUAUAAUAUAAUAUGGCUUGAGUUACUUAAAAAUGUGGUCACUUAAAUCUAAAUCUGCUGUUUAAUUUGUAGCCGUGUAGCCACUAGAGUUGCUAUACUCCUUUCUUUGCUGUGUAAUGUCUACAGAUCAAAAAGAUCUGCAUGUUAGUGCCAAGUGUGUCAAGAGGGUGUAAGUAGGCCAGAUGGUCGCAGCUGCUAGUAUAGCAAAACAAGGUCAUGAAUCUUAACCUAAAAGCAAGUGCCCCCUCGUACCCCAUUCUUAAAGGCCAGAGUGGCAUAUACACCCACAGUAGUCCAGCAGGCUUAACGAAGAUCAUAACAUUUUCAAAAAUAUUUUGCAGAAGAAGAUAUCGCCGGUGGUCCCAUGGCGGUUGCUGGUGCCAGCAGGCAAAUGGCCACUAACCUACCUUUUGAAGACUAUAGUGUUUACGGUCACUUAUCUGAGGAAGAGUUGAUUCAUCUGGCCAUUGAACGAAGCCUUACAGAUACCCAUGGCGGAUCUUCACAAGCUGCACAACCCGCUCAUCAGUCUGCAAGUUCACCUGCACAAAUUCAGUCAGAGGCAGAGUAUGAUGGCAUGUCAGCAUUUCGUGAGGCCCGCAGAGAAUAUGCAUCCAGGAGACGGGCCGCAAUGGGCACUCAGACUGUUAAUCCCUGCAGUGAAGGCCAAAAAGAUAAGAAGAGAAGUGAGCAUUCCUAUGCUGGAGACAGGGAGAUGAUGCGGGCCUGGAAAAGAAGAAAUGGAUCUUUGGAGGUUACAGUGACAAUUUUGGAUGAUCCAGUAUCCAAGUUAAAUUCAGCUAUCUGGAAGAAUGAUGCCAAAACACUGAGUGAAAUUCUAGGGACAGAGCCUGCUUUGAGUCUGAGCAAAACAAAUAAGGAUGGUUGGAUACAUUUGCAUGAAGCUGCAUACUGUGGUGCUUUGGAGUGUUUGAAGGUGUUACUAAAAGCUUUUCCUCAGCUAGUCAACACACGAAGCCACAGGAACCAAACCCCUCUGAUAUUGGCUGUUGGUCGUAAACACCUUUCAUGUGCCCAGUGUCUUCUUGCAGCUGGAGGAGAUCCUAACAUAGCCAACACAUCAGGAGAGACAGCUGUAAUGAAAGCUUGUGAGAAGGCAAAUAUAGAGAUGGUGGAGCUUCUUCUGAAAGCCGGAGGCAAUGCUACUCGGAGCAAUCUUGAGGGAUGGACACCUUUACACGAAGCAGUGGGAACCAAAAAUGUCAGCAUGUGUAAGCUACUGGUGGAAGCUGGAGCAAAGAUGUGGGCCAAAAAUAUUUACGGUAUUGAGCCACUGUUCACAGCUGCCCAGGCAGGAGCCACAGAAGCUUUGAACUUCCUGAUUCGACAUGGAGGAAAUAUUGACACUCAAGUUAACGAUGGAGCAUCAGCUUUGUAUGAAGCAUCCAAGAAUGGUCAUGAAGAAGUGGUUAAGCUACUUCUGUCCAAGAGAGCAGAUUUGAACAAAACAACGAAAGCAGGAUUAACUCCUCUUCAUGUUGCAUCAAAGAAUGGACAUUUGGGAGUUGUGUUGUUGCUGCUUCCACGCACCAACAGAGCAGUUGUGAGACGCAGUGGUAUUAGUCCACUCCACCUUGCAGCAGAGCGGAACAGAGAUGGGAUCUUGGAGGUUCUCAUUGAGGCAGGCUUUGAUGUCAACACCCAGCUGUCCAUUGACUGGUCUAAAAUGUAUGAGGACCGUCGCACCACAGCACUCUACUUCACGGUGCGCAGCAGCAACGUAGAAGCAGCCUCCAUGCUGUUAGAGGCUGGUGCUGACCCCAAUCUGGAUGUCUUCAACCCUCUUCUGGUAGCCGUGAGGAAGGGUAAUAUGGAGAUGGCAUCCUUGCUGAUGGAGCAUGGUGCAAAUGUGAAUGCCUGCUUGCCAACACACCCAACCACCUUCCCAGGGGUGCUCCUCUUCUGUAUGAAGUAUAGACUCAUGUUCAAGCUCAUUUUGGAUAAUGGAUGUGAUGCCAAUGCUUGUUUCACUUGUGUUUAUGGAAACGGCACACAUCCUCCAGUCGAGAGCAAACGUUCCACAAGGGAUGAUCUGUACCUACAUGGGCUUGACACUCCUCAUACCACAACAGUACAGUUCUGUGAAGUGUUGGCAGAUCCUUUUCAUUCCCCAUGGGCUGGACCUAUAAUCGAUCUCCUCUUAGAUUAUGUGGGUCAUGUGAAAUUGUGUUCAAGACUCAUUGAACUUCUGGACAGAAACAAAGACUGGGAAUACAUCAAGGAAAAAGCAAGGCCACCUUUCUCCUUGAUGCACCUGUGCCGACUGAGGACCCGCCAGCUGGUGGGAUGGCAGAGACUGAGGAGAAUGUCCAGCCUUCCUCUGCCUGGACGACUCAUCAAGUACUUGUUCUAUGACAACAGAGAGUCUGAGGAUUUCUUGAAUUGUAGUUUAGACUAGACUAAGCGCAUACAGGUUCACUUCCAGUUGCAGAGAAAUGGUAACCUGACGAGCCAGACCCACAUUAAAAUGUAUGGUCUGGGGACUGACAUUAAAAUGUAGGGUCUGGGGACUGCAGUGCUCAGUCCGAGGGGCGGGAUAAUCGGUUGUCUUUCAAAUUCC